AUGUCAGGAGGGAGUGGUUCAUCCGGGCGCGCGGCCCCGCGGUACGCCCCGGAUGACCCGACGCUGCCCAAGCCGUGGCGAGGCCUCGUCGACGGCACCACCGGCUACCUCUACUACUGGAACCCGGAGACGAACGUGACGCAGUACGAGCCGCCUAUGCCCCCCGAUAACCAGCUACUACCGCCCCCGCCCCCGUUGCCUCCCCCGCCUCCCCGGAGCCGCGACCGCCGCGACAGGUCCAGGUCCCGAUCCCGAUCCCGAACCCCGCCCCGGCGCGACCACAGGGACCGCGACCGCGACCGUGACAGGCGCCACGACGAGCACGCGUCCUCCAAGUCGGCGUCUUCCCACCACCAGCCGGCUCCGGUAGCCGUCGCCGACGAUCCGUCCACCGAGGCUUACAGCCGCCGCCAUGAGAUCACCGUCACGGGGGAUAACGUGCCAGCUCCAAUAACUUCAUUUGAGGCUGGUGGCUUCCCGUCAGAAAUUCUGAAGGAGAUACAACGUGCUGGAUUCGCAAGCCCAACACCUAUCCAAGCCCAGUCAUGGCCAAUUGCUAUGCAAAGUCAAGAUGUAAUAGCUAUUGCGAAGACUGGAUCAGGCAAAACUCUUGGGUAUCUACUUCCUGGAUUUAUGCAUAUCAAGCGCCUGCAGAACAGCACUAGGAAUGGUCCAACAGUGCUAGUUUUGGCCCCAACAAGGGAACUUGCAACACAGAUUCUGGAUGAAGCUGUGAAAUUUGGAAGAUCUUCUAGAAUUUCUUGCACGUGCCUAUAUGGUGGUGCUCCUAAAGGUCCUCAGUUGAGAGAUUUAGAUAGAGGGGUUGAUGUUGUUGUUGCAACACCUGGAAGGUUAAAUGACAUUUUGGAGAUGCGAAGGGUAAGUCUUAAGCAAGUGUCGUAUCUUGUUCUUGAUGAGGCUGAUCGCAUGCUGGACAUGGGCUUUGAGCCACAAAUACGGAAGAUAGUGAAAGAGAUACCUCACCGUCGGCAAACCCUUAUGUACACUGCUACUUGGCCCAAGGAAGUCCGAAGGAUUGCAGAUGAUCUUCUUGUUCAUCCUGUACAGGUGACAAUUGGAAGUGUUGAUGAGCUUGUUGCUAAUAGUGCUAUUACUCAGCAUGUAGAGGUCAUAACACCCUCAGAAAAACAACGGCGCCUGGAGCAGAUAUUACGAUCCCAGGAUUCAGGUUCAAAGAUAUUAAUAUUUUGUACCACCAAGAGGAUGUGUGACCAACUUGCAAGGACACUCACCAGGCAGUUUGGAGCUUCGGCCAUUCAUGGUGACAAGUCCCAAAGUGAAAGGGAGAAGGUUCUGAAUCAUUUUCGAUCUGGGCGGUCACCUAUUUUAGUGGCAACUGAUGUUGCUGCGCGAGGUUUGGACAUCAAAGAUAUCAGGGUAGUGAUCAACUAUGACUUCCCCACUGGUGUUGAAGACUAUGUUCACAGGAUUGGCAGGACAGGAAGGGCUGGUGCCACUGGUGUUGCAUAUACAUUUUUCUGUGAUCAGGAUUCAAAAUAUGCUGCUGACCUAAUCAAAAUUCUGGAAGGGGCAAACCAACGGGUGCCCCGUGAUUUAGAGGAUAUGGCUUCUCGUGGUGGUGGGCGAGGUAAGAAGAGGAACCGUUGGGCAUCCCACUCUGACAGGGGUGGUUCACGUUCUGAACUGGAUUCAAGGAGUGGUUGUGGCAGUCGUGGAAGGGAUGAUUAUGGUAGCCGUGGCAGGUAUGACUCUGGUGAAACUGAUGGGCGAUCUCGUAGGUCUGCUAGAGGUCGCAGUAGAAGCCGUAGCAGAAGUCACAGUAGAAGCCGUAGCCCAAGUCCCAAGAGGUCACGCCGUCAUGAAGCUAGACGUAGCAGGACUAAGAGCCGGAGUAGGAGCAGGAGCAGGAGCUAUAGAAACCAUCGUGCUAGCCGCAGCAAGAGUCGCAGCCCUGUUGCUAGCCGUAGGCAUGAAAAGACUGCUGCUAUUUCAGGAUCUGCUCGGCCUAACUCGGGGCAUGCAGAGCACAAAAGCCCUCCAAGAUCUCACUCUGUGGAUGACCAUGUGAACCACUCUGACCACAAGGAUGACCACAUGGAAGAUGGGAAGAUGGAAAGGGUUGAUCUUGAUCGCUCGCCCAGCCCACAAGAUGACAAGUCUGCUCCAUAUAGUCCUGUGUACAAUGGCAAAGCCAGUGGCUCGAUGAGCCCCAAUGUUCAGCCAGAGGCAGAUGCCAAAUAUGUCAAACCUUCUGGGAAACCUGAGCCUGCAUCUCCAGUGCGCCACAGCAAAGGCAGAGAUGAUGACGAGGAAGGUAUCAUAGACGAGGAUGGAGAGAUUGCUGAGGAUGAUCCGCGUGCAAAUGCAGCUGUGCAGAAUGGUAAUAACUGA
Miscanthus lutarioriparius is the source of this 2373-nucleotide messenger RNA. The record is from the annotation of a GenBank genome assembly. NCBI's taxonomy places the organism in Eukaryota, Viridiplantae, Streptophyta, Magnoliopsida, Poales, Poaceae.